Molecule: messenger RNA, 2328 nt
Organism: Cladophialophora psammophila CBS 110553
Lineage: Eukaryota; Fungi; Ascomycota; Eurotiomycetes; Chaetothyriales; Herpotrichiellaceae
Exons: 2
Coding region: 1-2328 (775 amino acids)
Biological process (GO): fungal-type cell wall biogenesis; transmembrane transport
Source: RefSeq, a predicted model, not a curated record
AUGCGACCUCAAACCUCGUUAUCCUACCUUCUCUCCCUCUUCGCCGUCAUCUCGCUGUCACCUUUCGCCCUUGCAGAAAAUAUAAUCGAGUCAAACUCGUUGAAUUCGUGCAAGAGUGGCUCCAAUUUCACUGCAACCUUGUUCAAUGUCGCAUACACGCCAUCCAACAACAGUAUCAGCCUCAAUAUUAAUGGUGUCUCGUCCAUUGUGGGAAAUGUGACGGCACAGUUGGAGGUUAUUGCCUAUGGAUUCACCAUUCUCAACCAGACGCUCAACCCCUGUUCCAUGGAUCUUUCAGGCUUCUGUCCCAUGCAGACCGGUCAAAUCGACAUCCAGACAAAUAUCGACGUCCCUCAGGAUGUUGCCAAACAAGUCCCCGGGAUCGCCUACAGCGUACCAGACCUGGACGGCGUGGUUCGUGUCUAUGUCACCUCUCUCGACACGGGUGAGGUGAUUGCGUGCAUGGAAGCGGACCUCUCCAACACCAAGAGCGUCUACCAUCCAGCUGUAGGCUGGGCUACAGCCGUUAUUGCCGGUCUUGGUCUAGUUGCCGCUGGUCUUACGUCCGGACUCGGUCACCCAAACACGGCCGCCCAUGUUGCUGCGAACGCUGUCUCGCUCUUCGGCUUCUUCCAAGCCCAGGCUGUCAUUGGCAUGACUUCCGUCACCAUGCCUCCUAUUGUGCAAUCUUGGACUCAGAACUUCCAAUGGAGUAUGGGUAUCAUUCGUGUUGGCUUCCUUCAGUCAAUCGCAACAUGGUAUCAGCGGGCAACUGGCGGAACUCCAACCACCUACCUCUCCACCCUGAGCACCUAUUCCGUCCAAGUGCAGAAACGCGCCAUCAAACGCUCGCUCGACCUCAUGGCAGCUUUCGCGACCCAAAACUUACGCUACCUGGCCAAACGCCAAAGCUCUGCAUCUUCAACCACUACCGUCGCGAACGUCAAGGUGGUUCGUGGGAUCGACAGAGUCGGUUUUAGGGCAGGAAUCGAACAGACCAACAUCUUCAUGACCGGUCUGAUAUUCUUCGUCUUCAUCCUAUUCUUAGUCGCUGUCUUGGUUGCCCUCACCAAGGCCAUUCUUGAUGGUUGUGCCAAGGCGGGCUGGAUGAAGUCUGAUAAAUUCCUCGAGUUCCGAAAUGGCUGGAAAAUUGUCAUCAAGGGUAUUCUGUUCCGAUUGGUUCUUCUCGGUUUCGUACAGAUGUCUGUCCUCUGCUUAUGGGAAUUGGUCGAACGAGACUCGGCCGCGGAAGUUGUCUUGGCACUGAUCGUGUUCAUCUCCAUGGCUGUCGCUCUGGGAUGGGCAUCCUUCAAGGUCAUCCAACUGGCAAAGAAAUCGGUCGCCAUGCACAAGAACCCGGCUUACAUUCUCUAUUCCGACCCCGAAUGCCUCAACAAGUGGGGAUUCCUCUAUGUGCAGUAUCGCGCCACUGCUUACUACUUCGUGGUGCCUCUUCUGGGCUAUAUCCUGAUCAAGGCCGUCUUCAUCGCCUUUGCACAAAAAUCGCCAGUUGCUCAAGCCGUGGGCUUGGUCAUUGUCGAGGCGGUGGCGCUAAUCGCCACCAGCGUCCUGCGGCCCUACAUGGACAAGAAGACCAAUAUCUUCAACAUCUCCAUCGCCUCGGUCAAUUUCCUUAACGCUAUUUUCCUCCUCGUCUUUUCCGAUGCAUUCGGGCAGCCGCAAAUGGUGUCGGGCGUCAUGGGCGUCAUCUUCGCCUUCUAUAACGUCGUCUUUGCCGCGGUUCUGUUGAUCUUGGUGCUCAUUGCCUCCAUCUACGCCAUUGCCUCCAAAAACCCAGAGGUCAGGUAUCAGCCAAUGCGCGAUGACCGAGGAAGCUUCAUCAAGUCUCAAGCCGCGCUCACCACUGAGCUGGACGCGUUGGGUGCCACAGCCAGGGGAGAUGGAACGACCGCGUAUACCAAGGACAAGGGAUACGAUGAUGCUGCUUCUUUCUCAAGCGAAUCGCUAAAGCAUCAAUCCGAAAUCUCACAGCGACCCAUGUCCCAGAACCACGCCGCCAAUCCUCAACAAGACUUUAACACACCCAUGUAUCCCAGCGACCAGCCCGGACGACGUGGUCCACCCCAAUCAUAUGAACAACGACAAAUGUACAACCAAGGCUACAAUUCCGGUGGUGACUAUGGGUAUGGUGGAAGACCGACAACAGCAUCCACCCAACCUUCAUACGAUCGAAGCAUGAGCAGUCUCGCCAGUGGUGGCUACGGGGCCCCGCCUCCUCGUUCCGCACAAGGCGGAUAUCCUCCACAGCAAGGUUUCCGGCAGCAGAACAAUGCGAGUCCCUGGCAAAGAGGAGCUGGGUAUGAGUGA